GAGGAUCUGUAGUGUUCAGCAGUUCUUUCAGAAUGGAGUCUAUACUAAGAUAUCUGGACUGGACGUCUGUGGGUUUGGCCCUGGUGGGUGGUCUGGUCUCUCUGGUUCUGCUGGAGAUCUUCAGGUUGAACUCUUUCAUCAGCCGAAGCCCUCCUGGACCCAAACCAAUGCUGUUCGUGGGGAACCUGCCUCAGUUCAUGAAGGAGAAAAUGAACUUCAUUAGAUCGAUGCCAAAAUAUGGGGAGAUGUGCUCUUUAUAUCUAGGAAGGAAGCCAACGAUUGUGCUGAAUACUGCGCAGAUUGCGAAGGAAGUUUUUGUUCAGAAUGGGACAUUUUUUUCUGGAAGACCAGACAUCCCUAUAAUACAAUGGGUCAACAACAAAGGACAUGGUAUCAUAAUGGCCCCUUAUGGUCAUUCUUGGAGACAGCAGCGCCGGUUUGCUCUGCACACUAUGCGUGACUUUGGUCUGGGAAAGAAAAGUGUGGAGGAGCGUGUGGCUGAAGAAGCACGUUACCUUAUAAAGGAGAUGCUCAAACAAGAAGGGAAGCCUUUUUACCUCAUCCAUCCUAUCAUGAAUGCGGUCUCCAACAUCAUCUGCUCCAUCGUCUUUGGAGACCGCUUUGAUUAUGAUGACAAGCGCUUUGCUAAGCUUCUGGAAAUUAUAAAUGAGAAUAUUCGGUUUGCAGGAUCACCAGUAGCACAGAUCUUCAACUUGGUCCCCAUUAUAAAACACUUCCCGGGGCCUCACCAUAAAAUCCGAAACAAUGCAAUGUCCUUACAAGGCUUUAUCUUGGAUAUGGUGGAGGAGCACAGGAAGACUCUGGACCCGGAGAAUCCCCGGGACUUUAUUGACGCCUACCUGGUUGAGAUGAUUAAGCAACAAUCAAAUGAAGAUUCCUCAUUCCACAACAACACUAUGUUAAGAUCGACCUCUGACUUGUUCAUCGCUGGAACAGAAACUACGGCAAACACUCUUAGAUGGGGCCUCAUUUACAUGAUGGAGCACCCUGAUGUCCAAGAGCGCUGUCAUGAGGAGAUUGUUCGAGUGUUGGGUUUCGACCGCUUUCCCUCCAUGGAUGAUCGUGCACAGCUCCCGUUCACUCACGCCACUGUUCACGAGAUCCAGCGCUGUGCUGACAUCGUUCCUCUGGGUGUGGUGCACACAACCACACAACCAACCAAGCUGCGAGGAUACAACAUCCCAGCGGGAACAGAUAUCAUGCCCAACCUAACAGCCAUCUUAACUGACAAAGAGCACUGGAAGUACCCGAAAACAUUUAACCCAGAGAACUUUCUGGAUGAGAAAGGACAGUUCUGCAAAAAUGACUCCUUCCUGCCCUUUUCUCUUGGUCCGAGAGUUUGUCUGGGUGAAACUCUGGCAAGAACAGAGCUCUUCAUCUUCUUCACCUCUCUGAUCCAGCGGCUGAAGUUCUCAUGGCCUGCAGGAGCUCCACCACCAAACAUGGAUGGUGUUGUGGGAAUUGUCCGCUCAAAUUUACCCUUCAAUACAAUCUGCCACUGCAGGGGAACCACUCACUGAUUCAGACCUUGUUCAGCUUUUAUGUUAUCAACCGUGGAGGACUUUAUUUGGUUGUCCCUGACCCAUAUGUUAAAGAUCAAUCAAAGCACAUUGGUUUACUCCAGGACUGACCUGGAAUACUUGUAUAAUAUGUGACUUUACAUUUUUCUUUCAGAAUUUUUUGUCAAAAUAAUGAUUCAUUUUGCUUGUCAUGACUCUUUUUAAGGUAUAUCAUUAGACUGUGUAAGGAAUCUUCAUUUCAGUCUUCAAGGUGAUGAAAACUGAUUAUGAUGAAAAUCGUUCCUUUAUGUAAAUAAAUUAAACACAUCCUCUAGUUUCA
Astyanax mexicanus (Mexican tetra) is the source of this 1860-nucleotide messenger RNA. RefSeq names its product cytochrome P450 2B4. Gene Ontology annotation, cellular component: cytoplasm; intracellular membrane-bounded organelle. NCBI's taxonomy places the organism in Eukaryota, Metazoa, Chordata, Actinopteri, Characiformes, Acestrorhamphidae. Gene Ontology annotation, molecular function: heme binding; iron ion binding; oxidoreductase activity, acting on paired donors, with incorporation or reduction of molecular oxygen, reduced flavin or flavoprotein as one donor, and incorporation of one atom of oxygen. The transcript is spliced from 9 exons. The record is from RefSeq and is a predicted model, not a curated record. Gene Ontology annotation, biological process: xenobiotic metabolic process. The coding region runs from base 33 to 1541 and encodes 502 amino acids.